AUGCCGCCGCCGCUAUCGCAGAGGUCCGAUGAGAACUCCUCCGAAGAUGAGGUCUCGGAUCCGGGGUCCCUUGAGGCCGUUCCAGAAUCUGACUCUCUCCAGAAGCUACGGGAAAGUGCAAUGGAUGUCCUAGCCUCACGCCUGACUUCUCAGUAUACUGGAACGACUGGGAAUCACGUCACAGGCAAGCUCAUUAACAACGUUAAAAGAGCGCCGGCGGAUGACUUUGCAAAUGAUCACGUCGCAAAGUAUCCCAAGCUUGAUCAAGAAGAAGAAGAGUCUGAUGAAGAAGAGGAAGAUUCUAGUUCUGAGGAGGAUGAAGAGGACGAGGACGACGACGAAGAGGGCCAAGAUCUUGUGGGCAUGAGCCAUCUGCUGCCAGACGAGCAGGCUUGCGCACGCUGCAGAGGAGUCAAAAUCAAAAAGCGUUAUGUGGGCGGGACCUUUGUUGGUUGUGUGGCAUUUGCAGACUCAGAAGAUGCUAAACUAACGGGUGGUGCUUGUGCCAACUGCUGGUAUGGGCGUCAGGGUUCCUUGUGCAGUUUCCGCAACCCAGCCGGCAAGCGUAAGGAACGGUUAGGUGCGGCGCGAUAUAAUCCCUUGCUCAUCUCCCCACCACCACCACCACCACCACCACCAGCAGCAGCAGAAGGACAACCGAUGGAGCAUGGGCAGCAGCUUGAGAAUACUGGUCAAGUGCAUCCGGCAUUCCUGGCGUCCGUCUCAUCCGUUUCUCCGGCUUACACACCUUUUCCGGACUACUACCCCCACAUGGAGGCCCAAAUUGCCCAGCAGAAUAACGGCGAACCCCCGAGCCUAUUACGCCCAGAUAGCAGUCCUAGUGUGAACAAAGUUACGGCCUGGGAGACGAGAUAUAGAAGGAUGUCGACGGAUAAACUCAGGGCUACUCAUGGGAACUUGGUCGAGUGGCAGGAAGACUUGAACACGCGAUUGCUCGCCAUGAACAAGGUCUUGCUGGACAGGUUGGAGAGGAGAGAGAGUAGUCAUACGAGUUAG
Neurospora tetrasperma FGSC 2508 is the source of this 1017-nucleotide messenger RNA. RefSeq lists its product as uncharacterized. The transcript has 3 exons. Bases 1 to 1017 code for a protein of 338 amino acids. The record is from RefSeq and is a predicted model, not a curated record. Lineage: Eukaryota; Fungi; Ascomycota; Sordariomycetes; Sordariales; Sordariaceae.